Messenger RNA from Sorex fumeus (smoky shrew), 663 nucleotides. RefSeq names its product mediator complex subunit 22 (gene MED22). Gene Ontology annotation, molecular function: transcription coregulator activity. The coding region runs from base 61 to 642 and encodes 193 amino acids. Gene Ontology annotation, biological process: regulation of transcription by RNA polymerase II. The transcript has 4 exons. Gene Ontology annotation, cellular component: mediator complex. NCBI's taxonomy places the organism in Eukaryota, Metazoa, Chordata, Mammalia, Eulipotyphla, Soricidae. The record is from RefSeq and is a predicted model, not a curated record.
UGCGCGCUCGGGCCGGCGCCUCUUCUCGCGGCCGCGCCCCGGGGGCCGGCGCGGCGGGCCAUGGCCCAGCAGCGAGCGCUGCCGCAGAGCAAGGAGACGCUGCUGCAGUCGUACACCAAGCGCCUCAGGGACGACGCCAAGUCCAUCAUGGACAACUUCACCGAGAUCAUCAAGACCGCCAAGAUCGAGGAUGAGACGCAGGUGUCCAGGGCUACCCAGGGGGAGCAGGACCACUACGAGAUGCAUGUCCGGGCCGCCAACAUCGUCCGAGCCGGAGAGUCCCUGAUGAAGCUUGUGUCCGACCUCAAGCAGUUCCUCAUCCUCAACGACUUCCCCUCAGUGAACGAGUCAGUGGAGCAGCGGAACCAGCAGCUGCGGGCGCUGCAGGAGGACUGUGACCGGAAGCUCAUCAGCCUGCGGGAUGAGGUGUCCGUGGACCUGUACGAGCUGGAGGAGGAGUUUUACUCGUCCAGCUCGAGUGUUGGCGAAGCUAAUGACCUGCCUCUGUGCCAAGCGUACUGGAGGCUGGACCACGACGCGGGCUCCCAGCUGGGGUCCCCAGAAGCCCUGCCCACCCCCACGCCUGCGGCCCCAGCCCCACGGAGCAUGCCUGAGCCCCCGUCCCCGGGCCCUGGGUCUUAGGCCACCCGGUGCUUGCCUGGG